Malaya genurostris is the source of this 805-nucleotide messenger RNA. RefSeq lists its product as uncharacterized. Lineage: Eukaryota; Metazoa; Arthropoda; Insecta; Diptera; Culicidae. The record is from RefSeq and is a predicted model, not a curated record. Gene Ontology annotation, molecular function: zinc ion binding. The coding region runs from base 27 to 746 and encodes 239 amino acids. The transcript has 2 exons. Gene Ontology annotation, cellular component: nucleus.
ACUUUAUUGCUUUAUUGCGCGCUCAGAUGAGCUCAAGAGAUUAUUUAUGUAAAGAUAAUAGUUUGUUUCUUGUUUAUAUUUUAAAAUUUUUGUAUACAUUUUUUGAAACAUUCACAUAUCCUCUCGAACGUUUUGAAACAAACUUCAAUAUGACUAGUAUCGAGAUUGUAUGUCGUUUUUGUUUACGGUACCAGAGCCGAAUGUGGUCACUGAAGGCUCUAUAUGAGAAACAAGCCACUUUUCUGGAAAAAGUGUAUCAAUGUACCCAGAUUAAAAUAAUAGAUGUAGAUGAAUUACGCACGUGGGUGUGCUACAAGUGCUAUCAAAACAUUCAGAAAUUUUGUGCCUUUCGGGAAAUGCUCCGCGGGAACCAAGGUGUUUUCAAGCAACGCUUCGAAGAAGAACAACUGGAGCAAAUGAGCGUAGUUAGUUCAAAUGACCAUCAUCAGGUUGAGGUGUUCUAUGAUUUCGCCGGAGAUUUGGAAUCUUACUGGGAACCCGAGCUAUCAAACACGGAAAAGCAUUGGUGGGACACAGGAGAGACAAUAGACGAAUUACGAAAACAUGAGGAUUCAGGAUUCAAUGAUGAUCCACUGGAUAGAAGAGCAAUCUCUCUGGAAAACCCCGAUAAAUCAAUAUAUUCGGAAAUGAUUAAAUGUGAGACAUGUAAACAAAAAUAUCCAUCAAGUGCCAACGAUAGCUGUGAAGAGUCGAUCGAAGAUCAUAUUUGCAUAGAGUAUAACUAAUUUAAUAUUUUAAAAAAAGCUGAAAUAAACUGAAUUUAAAUUAUCCAUAGAAUGUGAAA